UGGUUAUUCAACAUCUAAUUAUCACAUCAUACAACACCCCAUAAUCGACUUUCACGUGAUUUUUCACUUUGGUGUCCAAACACCCACCCACAUGGAUAUAUGAUUAAAGAAAAACCUUGGUGGGCAUAUAUUGGUGCAUUUGUUCUAUGCGUCGUUGGGGAUUGGUUUGCAUAUAUCUUCUUCUACGUACAGAUGUAAAGUAAUCGUUGAGAACAAUUGUUCUUCAGAUUCUUUCUGUCACAUAAAGAUAUGCUUUUCCUCGUUCAUUCGAGAUUGAAUUUAUUAUUACACCUCUGAACUUCAAAAACAGUUCAAUCGACAAACAGAAAAUGCUAGGUGUUGGAGGGAAACCCCAAUCAAGGUGUGAAUUGUUGAGUAUAGUGAAGGAACAUUCAAAUUUAUUAGGAAAAACCGUAGUAGAUAUUUCACAAGAUACUUUUGAUGUUGAAGUGGAUCAGAAGUUUUGGCAUGAUGUUAUGGAUUCAUAUUUCAUUGGCGGGAGGGAGUCAAAGGAACAACAAGAUGAUGAUCUUUUAUUCUUUGUUAGAGAAAUGAGCUUUCAUGGUCAUGGGUAUGGCUCCAAUGAUAAUUUUGGAAGAAAGUCUUCUUACUUUGUACGCAGGUGGGAUACUAAGUUGGAUGAUUUAGUUGGAGGGAUCACAUUGAAUAUAGAUUGGAGGCGCUCAUUAUACCUGAAUUUAAUUGCCCACACUUCAUAUAGUAUAACAGUGGCAAUUUGCAGUCAUCAGUCUAUUCAGAAUCAUCAAAGUAAUCAACAAACACAACCAUCUCCUAUAUACAAGAUUGUGAAAAAAGUCUAUGCAUCUCCAAGCCGUGUCCAUUUUCAUUUGGACUCCCGAAAGGAAGUAGAAACAACACCUGCAUAUCCAGAUAUAUGUUUUGCAGUUGAUGACUUUGAUUCUACUUUCGAAGCCAUGGUGUUGACCGAUUCAGACCAUUGCUACUGUGUGGUUCUGAAUGCAGUUGGUGGGGCCGCAUUUCCUAGUGAAAAGCUUCUAGAAGAUAGUAGUUCGAGGGAAAAUUCUGCUCCAAAAAAGCUUACUCUAUUCUCAGGAUUUGUAAGCUAUCAAAUGGUUCGUGAAGCUUAUGAUGUUGGAAAGUCUGGAUUUGGAAGCUUUUUACCUUUUGGUCUUUCUCAUAGCAAAAAAACAGACAGGAUAUACAUGAAAGGUCCUGGAGGUCGUGGGGAAGUUGAGGUGGCAGUUUCUGGUGUUUUAGAUCAAAGUCUAGAUGAAUCUGGUCUUCACUCACCUUUACAUAUAUCAAGAGGAUUUAAGAUUGGUGCAAUGGUUCGACAAGCUGCAUCUGUUGCUGAGGUGGCAGCAAAGAACGUGUUUGCAGUUAUGUCUUCAACAAGAAAUUCAGAUGGAAGGAAGCUACCCCUUAAGUGUUGCCUCAUGUCCAUUUCACUACCGUGGGAACAUAUUGCUUAUGAUCUUCUUUUUAAGGGAAGUCCUCCAGUCAACUUGUAAGAAAUAUAUUCAGAGAUGAAGGAAUAUAUCGACACUCACUUUCUUGUCUACAAUGUUGAAGAAAAGGAAAGGAGAAGAGGAGAGACAAGUAUGUAUUAUGGUCCCGGGUUUGUGAUCAAGUUACAUGAUGAUUAACCACCAAAUCUAUUUCUCGAUGUUUAUGAGAUUUCCUUCCUUGACGACCAGUUGUAUUGAUUUAGUGAGAUGGCUCAAUAGAGAGAACCCAAUGAUCUCAAAGGAACAAGAUUGACACAAAAUUCGAAAUUCCAUUCUCUUUUUCUGUGGACAAAAAAAAUGAUAUGUGAUCAAAUAACUACUCUGAAAGCAACACGAUAAAUAAUAUGUAUUAUAUAUGGGUAUAUGUAUUUAUUUCGUACCCCAAUUACUACUUGU
Lactuca virosa is the source of this 1886-nucleotide messenger RNA. NCBI's taxonomy places the organism in Eukaryota, Viridiplantae, Streptophyta, Magnoliopsida, Asterales, Asteraceae. The record is from the annotation of a GenBank genome assembly.